Messenger RNA from Equus caballus (horse), 4170 nucleotides. RefSeq names its product CASP2 and RIPK1 domain containing adaptor with death domain (gene CRADD). Gene Ontology annotation, cellular component: cytoplasm. Gene Ontology annotation, molecular function: protease binding; death domain binding. Gene Ontology annotation, biological process: positive regulation of apoptotic signaling pathway; cellular response to mechanical stimulus. NCBI's taxonomy places the organism in Eukaryota, Metazoa, Chordata, Mammalia, Perissodactyla, Equidae. The record is from RefSeq and is a predicted model, not a curated record.
AGCAAACCAGAAGCCCCGUAUCCAUCUUUUCUCGAAGGCCCCGCGCCUGGCGUCUACGGCCUGGGCCCUGCGGGGCUCCCCCGCCCCCUAACUUGCUGGCGGCGUUCUAGAGCCCGGCGGGGCUGGGGUGGCGGUGGGGAUGCCGGGGGCCUGCUCUCCCCUCGGUCCGCUCUGGAUAUCAGUCUCAGCAUCCCCCUUUUAGCGGGUCAACUUGCCCCGAAAAUCUCUCCUCGUUCUUCCUGUUCGUCACACAGCAGGGCUCCAGCUGGCGAGGCAGGGAAUAAAGAGAAGUUCCAGGCGGGCGCUGGCGGCCCAGCGUGCACCCCCUCCUCCUCCCUGCCGCCUCCCGGGCUUCACAGAGAGUGCCAGGAGCAGCGGCGGGGGUCGCCGCCCGUCGUGGUGCUUUGGGGGCGUCUGGAAGGCUCCUGUGUCGCCCCUGCCUCCCCUCGUUUCUCUCUCAACCACCACGCCGCCGCCCCUCAGCUCCCUGGCGCAGUGGUCUUGGAAAUACGCCUUCCAAUCCCGCGUGGCUACUGACCAGGACUGGCGUGGGGACAUUUUUUUUUAAAGAAAAAAAAUCCCAUUCAGUGUCCCAAGCGUGUGUAGCCACGGCAGUGUUGUGAUGGCGACUCUGAGUUCCUAGAGGGAAGGGAUGGAGUCUGUGACUACGUCUAAGGUUUACUGCAGACUGGGGACGAACACUUAGUAAAUGUUUUUCUUGAAGGAGGAAAUGGAUGCUAGAGACAAGCAAGUGCUUCGCUCCCAUCGCCUGGAGCUGGGUGCCGAGGUACUGGUGGAGGGACUGGUUCUUCAGUAUCUUUACCAGGAAGGGGUCUUGACGGAAAACCAUGUUCAAGAAAUCAAAGCUCAAGCCACAGGCCUCCGGAAAACAAUGCUGUUGCUGGAUAUCCUACCUUCCAGAGGUCCCAAAGCAUUCGAUGCAUUCCUAGAUUCCCUGCAGGAGUUUCCCUGGGUAAGGGAGAAGCUGGAGAAGGCAAGGGAAGAAGCUGUAGUUGAGCUGCCUGCAGAUGACCAGAUGACUGGAAUCCCCCCGCACGUCCUCAACAGCUCCCCGUCGGACCGGCAGAUUAACCAGCUGGCCCAGAGGCUGGGCCCUGAGUGGGAGCCCGUGGUGCUGUCUCUGGGUCUGUCACAGACGGACAUCUACCGCUGUAAGGCCAACCACCCCCACAACGUGCAGUCGCAGAUGGUGGAGGCCUUCGUCCGCUGGAGGCAGCGGUACGGGAAGCAGGCCACCUUCCGGAGCUUGCACAGGGCCCUCCAAGCCGUGGAGGUGGACCCUUCCGUGCUCCGGUACAUGUUGGAAUGAUGGUGCCUCCGUGGAUCCACUGGGGUGUGGCUCCCCGAGUCCGGUGUGCCGAAUUCUGCCUUUCACCGGGGCAGGUAGUUUCGGGGGAGGGGAGUUUGCGCUUUUCUUUUUAAUGAUUCUUAAAUGAAAGGAGAAAAUAGGAUUUCCACUUGACAUUACUUGAAAGAUCACAUUUCUCAGUAGAUCUCCUACAUUGGCUUGACAACUCGUUGUUUUUAAUUGCUCGAAGAUUGCAUUAUUUUAAUUGUGCCGAUUUUAAUUGUGUGGUUGCCUUUUAAUAGACUGAUAAAUCAUAGUGGCUCAAAAAAAAAGUUCCGCGUUAUCACAUUACAUGCAGGUCUCCUAUAUAUAAAACAUCCACUUUUAGGUUUCCUGGGAAUUGAACUGUAGACUUUGCUAUUAAUAAUGAUGAUGAUAAUAAAAGGUGAAUUACUAUAUAUAAUGUGGCCCUUUCAUGAGAAAGUAUUGUUUGUUUGUUUUUUCUCAUUUUUGUAUGGCACAGAUUAAGGGUGUAAAAUUACAGUAGUCAUUUCUUGGGAACAGAAUUGAUAGUCACAGCGAAAUGGUUACUUUCUCCAGUUAAAAGAAUAGCACAGGCAGGGUGUCUGCAUUAAAUUUAAGAUACUAAAGCUUCCUACAAAGGCCAGUUCAAGUACCAGCAUGCAUACCUGAGCCCUUCAUCUUUAAAAGAUUGCUUAAGAAAAUCCUGUGUUUGUAUAAAGGAUUUACUCGGGGACAAAAGGGGGUGUGGUCUCUCUGUUGGAACCUCGAUGACUGAGGUAUGUGCUCCUAAGAAGUAUGAUUUAGUCUCCUGUCUUUGUGUUAAGAGCACAUGGUAUUUGUCAAAUGCUUUACUGUUUUCAAGGCUUUCCAUAUAAGUGAUCUCAUCUGGACCUCACAAAAGUCCUAUAAAGUAGUUGGGCCAGAGAGGUGAGCCUCCUUCUGUGGAGAGGUUAAGUAAUUUGCUUGGGGCGAAUGAGCCAGAAUGUGUGUCUUGGGCGCACUGCUCCUGUGUGUGCUUUCCAAUGCUCCAUGCUGCUUCCCUUCCUCUCUCUUCCGUGCUGGUGCCAGAAGCUCGAGUCCUGCUCUUCUCCUGCGGGCAGCAUCCCCUCGGACGAGUUACUUCACUUCUCUAAGCCUCAGUUUCCUCAUUUGUAGAAUGAGGAAAUGAUUGUCCCCACCGCCAAGAUUUUUGAUGACUAAGGGAGGAACGUCUGCCAAGGGCCUCCUGGUGCCUAGCCCGUGCUCAGCUCUUGGGAAAUGGCAGCUGUAAAUUUGCUGCGGCUGCUGAACGUGGAUGCAGUUCACAGACACAGCUGAGGAGUGGCUGAAGCUGAGGCGCUGUAGGAGGAGGUGCUGUUACCAGGUUACCUGCUACACUUAAACGUGAUGCGAUUUAUUAGCUCUGCAAUGGGUCCAAUCAAGAGGGGCAGGUGAACAUUCCCAAUCUAUGAUCUGUCUGUCUGAAUAAUUGGAGAGUCUAUUUCCUAAUCCUAACCUAACUCAGGAUUUCUCAAAGGGAAAGAGUUAUGCUUUUUACCUCUCUCCAUUCCGAGGAGAAGUAUAUAGAGUGGUAGCGUUGAACAUGAAGUGGGUGCUCAAAAAGAUGACAGUGGUGUGUUGACAACAUCCUUUCAGAUGUCUGGUAACCAUAUUCCCUUUACUGAAAAAGAUCAGUUAUUUCAUGGUUCAGCAAACCGUUCAGAAGGAUGGUCUACUGGCCUCAUCUGUUUCAAUUUUCCAUUUUGCAGCCCAGCCAUUAAUUCCUUAUCCUGUAAAGUUCUCAUAUUCUUGGCCCUGUCACUGUGCCCAGUGACAGACUGUACUUCUACAGCAUCUUCAAUAAACUGCCUGUCAUUUUGAACCUUGGACUUGUCACAUUGCUAUUCAUCCCCCUGGGUUUGCUAACAGACAGUUGCUUUGGCUUUUGUUCUCGUUUAUGGAUGAGUGAGUGUAGCUGGGCUCUGCUGCGUCUGACUAGGUGGCAUUAGAAGUGGGUCUGAUGAUUAGCUGGGUCAUCUUCCCGCCAUUUGGAAAGAAUCGGUCAUGCACGAAGAGACUUCUGUGCUCUGUCAGCAGUGAAGGACAAUUCGUGACAAACUGGCCCAUGAUGGGCUGCGGGGGCCGUUAGAGAGCUCUGACUUGCCACCCUUAAUGAGCAGGGUGUCUCCACCAUCAAAUGGCAGCCGCACCUGCUUGGACCCGCUCACAUCCUUACAGAAGAUUUGCAGAACGGAAGAACAGGGCAUCCAAAUCACUGCCUCAUUUCUACCUCUGGCUCUGAAGAGUGAUGCUACCUGGCGUCUGCCUCCCUCCCGAGAGAAUCUGCCGGGUGAUGUGCCUUCAAGGAGUCUGUGUGUUUUUGCAUGGGAGAAGAUUCCAGAGAUUGCCUACCUCCAAUAAAAUUCUGAAUCAGUGCAACGAGAUGGCAUUUGCAAGCAGUGACGAAAAACAAAAAGGAUAAACAGUCUUGCUCCACUUUGGUUUGGGGGGUGUGUGUGUGUAUGUGUGUGCAUUCAUGCACAUGCAUAGAUAAGAACCCUAACUUUUUAAAAACUAUAACUUUUAUUUUAUCAGUACAACAAUAGUACAUGUUUGUUAUAGCAGUUUGAAAAAAAUCCUAAUAAGAAGAAAAAAAUAAGAAGUCCCCCUAUUGCAAUUUUUUAAAGAUAAUCACUGGUGCACCCCAGUUUUGGUCUCUGUCGUCCAGUUACUUUCCUCUGGCUGCAUAUUCUCUUCAUAACAAAAGUGGGAUUGUAUCAUGCAUGCUGUUUUACAAUUGGCUUCUUUUAUUUAACAUGUAACUAUCUUUCUAUGUCAUUAAAUAUUUUUCUAUACUA